AUGUACGGAGUGUCUCCCCCCUGCUUAUCAGUCCGUCGGUCGAUUAUUUUAUUUACGCAGAGGAAUUUAAUAUUUAUAAAGAAAACAGUGAUUUGAGUAAAUAAAGCUACAUAAUUACACGAUGAGUGAUUUAUUGGAUGAAGACUUGGAGUUCCGCGGCGGUACCUUGCAGCUGUCGACGGAUACGAGCGUGGCCGAUGUUUCUGAAAGUAAUCGUAAUAAUACUCACGAUAAUACAGCGAGAAGGAAACCCCCGACUAGUGUUAAUCCCUCAGUGUUGUCUGGUGCAAAUUCCUUGACCUCCUCCACAUCUUCCUUUGCCGAUGCCAGAGGUCCCGAGGAGCAGGCAAACACUGCAGCGGCUCCACCAGACGACAACCAGGCAGUAUUUCCUCGUUAUGAUGUGCCAUUUGACAAGGAGAAUAUCAAAGACUUCUUUACCUUCCGCAAAGGAGUUGUGGACACCGCCAUACAGGAGUGUAUCACUGCCCUCUUGUUCCCUGAAGAUGGAGAGUACUUAGGAUCCUGGUUGUUGACCGAGAUAACUCUAUGGGACAAUGAAAAGGAGAGAAUAGUGCUCCUCACGUCAAGAUUGGUGAUGACGAUCAAGUAUGACUUCAUUGCCAUGAAGCAGCUGGACUUCAAGAAGACGUACCUGGAUGACCUGGAUACUAUCGUUAUUGGGGAGCUGGUUUAUCCUCCAUCGUCUUUAGUUCCUCGCCUGAACGGCAUCGCAAGUGGUGUGACGACGGUCGUCAAAGACUGCGUCAUAGACCGCCUCUGCCGUCGACCCUCGCACGAAGACGCGGACCAUCAGAACAGUAGACUGUUCGAUCCCAAGUAUUUUGAACCUAGAGAGCGCCACCUCCGUGGCGUGCGACUGAUGUGGAACAAGGGCGAGCCAGUGCCUCUGAAGACAGUGUGGAACCCCUUCAGCCAAGAUGUGCCGUUCCUCACCUACGCCUCACACCCUAUCUUCUGGCAUAAAGAGGGAACAGCCGAAGAAAAAUCAACAUACGACAUGGAAACAUUUGCCCUCAAACUGCAAAGGGCUAUAGAGAACAUGACAUCUUCAGCUUGCUGCAUACACCAUUCCCCUAUAGUCAUACAAAGCUACGUCGGCGUCACAUCAUUGCUACACAACAAGACUGGUAUGGGCUUCUUCAAGGUCAGGGGCAAAUUCAGCUUCUAAGGUACAAGACAUAAGGUUCAAUUUUGAAUAUCAUGUUAUAAGGCACCAUUGUGGAAGAACGGAGGUGAUGAUUUUGGCUGUAGUUAGAUAAUGGUGGCUGGAACUUUGUUGUAUUUGUAACGGGGUAAGGAGUGGUUGAUAGAAGAAGCUGGAAGGUUUGAGAAUUGAUCUCCAAAUGACAUUAUGUUGAUGAAAUCUCGCAGUUAGCUACAAAUUAGACCCUAGUCAAUAGUAUUUGCUCAAUCAUUUUCACUGCAAGAUUUUUAUUGUUACCAUAAAUAAUACCCAUAAUAUAAUCAGUACUAAAAUAUCAUUUGAAAAGAUAAAGAGGUUUUUAUUUGUAUGAAAGUUUGCAUUACCAUUGAGUUUCAUUACGCCAAGUAUCUAAAUAUAGCAAGGUUCCAGUUGAAGAGUACUUAAUCAAUAUUUAUGAAUAAAUUGUUAAAUUAAAAGUUCUAAGCCUUCUGUAUAAAUUAUUGAAUAAUUGCAGCUUGGCGUUGGAAAUAAACCUUUUAGAAAUUAAAAAGGCUUAUUAGAUAUCAAGUUAGGGGAAAGGGUAGGUUAGAGAAAUACAAGAAUACUUCAAUUAAGAGCUCACGGCGCUUUUUAACUUGAAGUAAAAAACGGAGUCUCGAAAAAUUCUCUAGUGAACCGAGGAAUAAAAAAAUGCGUGGUGAUUCUUUUAUAUUAAGACAUUGUUGCUUGUGAUAAUUUUAAUUAAUUUUAGUUGUAUUUGUACUCAAUUUGCAUUGUCUUUUCGUUUAAUUUAACUCGUAGUCUCGAUGUAAUAUUGUUAGUCCUUUAAACUUUAAGGAAAUUAAUCAUCAAUUGUUGAAAAUUAUUCAUCGUAAUAUGCCAAUUCAAUAAAUAAUAAUAAUUUAAUAUCUAUUAAUGGAUGACAAAGUCGUCCCUUUAUGAAGAAACAUUAACCGUAAACGAAAUAGAUCUAAUCGUCUAAAGUAGUCAUUGAUUUAAUAAAUAUGAGAUUGCUAGAAUAGUGUUGUAGUACAUUUAAUUUGUCGAUAUCGAUGGUUAUUAUAGAAUGUUAUGGGGACUGUAUACAAGUAAGUGAUAUAAUAAAAUAUGUAUUCUCAAAUUAUUUAAAAAAUAUGUUCGAUAUUAGAAUGAGAAUAAUUAUAGUAUAUCGUAGCUUUUGCAUACAUUAGUUAAAAUAAAUAGGAGUGCGUAUUUUAUUCGUUGACUAGGAAUAAUUGUUUGUUGCCAAAUGAACCGACGGAAUGACACCCAGUGUCCGGUUUUGGGCUGGUCAAUAAAACCGGACUGGAUGUGCAAAUAUUCUUAAAGUAUCUCUAAUCUUAAACGUGAAGGAAUUGAGUUAGUGCUGCGCUUACCAACAGUCGAUAAAUUAUCGAAUAACAAUAAUAUAAUUUAUUAUAACUGAAUCGGGGCUUUCUGAAAUAUUUGUGCAGUGCUAUAUUUUCGAUAUUAGAACUUCAAAAUGUCGGUCCUGUGCCUAUUCUCUCUCCGGAUUGCCAUCGUGUCAGAUUGUCGUCCCAUCGCUCUAUGAGAAUGAAGGAAUAGUGAUUGCACCUGUGUUUGCGCAAAUGCUUGUGCACUAUAAUAUGUCCUGCGCAUAUUCAUUUAUUUCUCUUGGUAGUCUAUGGAUGCAUUUACGCGUUAGCGAACACGGUACUUGGUCAUUUAGUUUAUCCUUGGUUAGUUUAAUAUAUGUAUCUUAGAUAUACAUAGGUGCAUCUAAGACCAUAGUAAAUAAUGCCAAUUUUCAUCUUGCGAAAGCAAAAGUAAAAACACUUGAGUGAGAAAUAUCAAUGUCGUAUCUCUAUAAUUUCCUUGUUGUGGUUAAUGGCAAUAAGUGAAAGUUUAUUAUAUUAUUCUUUUAAUUAUGUUUAUAUUCUAUGUUUCAAUCUCUCUAGUUUAAAAUUUUAAUAAUGUUAUAUUUGUUCGUCCUACAUAUUUCAAUAUAUGUACCUGCUUCCUUAACCUGUUAUAUAUAUAAAAUUUAUGUAAAUAUACUUUUUAAAUAUAUGUAUUUAGUUGUUGUAAUACUGUAGUUUUAUUAUAUAUACGUAUAUUGUAUGUGUUGUAAAUACAGCUAUGAUUUGUAAUAUCAGCUGCGAACGUAACAAGUUGAUAAAGUAUGUACAUUCAUAAAUAAAUAUACAAUACUAUAUUGUAAAUAUACUUUAUAGAUUUUAUUUAUUAUACAGCAUUAAAGCAACCUGGGCAUUUUCAACUCUAUCACGUUGUAAUAAAGUUUGUUUUUUAUAUAUCUGAUUAUUGAUGGAGUAGUGUGCUCGAUGUUUUUAAUAUCACUAACCAAUUUAAUGAAGUAUCUCUGAAAUAUAAUUUACGCAUUUUAUUCAAUUGAAAUGUGUGUCACAAAGAUAAGAAUAAUAAAAUUAAUAUUGGAAAGUAAAAAAACGAACAAAAUACACUUGCAUAUCUGAUAUCUUAGGUAAAACAUAAAUUGUUACAUAAUAUAAUGUUGAAAUGUUAUUUCUAUUGUUACACUAACACAUUUAAUAAAUAUGAUAAUUAAGCUUGUCUGUUUGUUUUCAGAAGAUAUACAAAAAUAACAUACAAAGUUAAAAUAGUUUAUGUACCAUAGGCAAACUUAAUCCAUUUAGGCACUUUGCAACUAUUAUUGGUGCUCCACUUUAUUAAAAAAACGUGAACCUAGAAAGUACCGACUUUAUUGCUAGGUUUAAUCCAUUAACUUCGUUCGGCACGAUGGUUCAGACCUAGUGCUCAAGCCGGUACUUUUUAAGACCACGUUUUAAAAUAAGGUGGAUAGAUACUAAAUACGAAGAACUUAGAACAAGUUACAAGUUCCAAGCACCGUCUUACAGUUCGUUCUUAACAUAACAUUUAAAUAUAUAACAUAUACAUAUACAUAACUUUAACACAUAUAACACCAACUUAAGUGCAUUCAUGUUUUGCAGGCCUAUUAUAUAAUAUAAUACACCAAUGGUUCUAACUCUAAUCAUAAGAAGUUAGUUACAUACGAUAUCACUAGAUAAAUACAGAUCACAGAACAUAUAAGUUUUACUUAUAAUAUACAAAAUAUUCCUAUGUUGCUGUUUGUGUAAACGUAUAAUUUUGUGUAAUUGAAGUUUGUCUUAUUAUCUAUAACUAUUAAAUAUUUGAAUCAUA
Molecule: messenger RNA, 4327 nt
Organism: Helicoverpa armigera (cotton bollworm)
Lineage: Eukaryota; Metazoa; Arthropoda; Insecta; Lepidoptera; Noctuidae
Product: tumor protein p63-regulated gene 1-like protein
Exons: 6
Coding region: 122-1192 (356 amino acids)
Cellular component (GO): cytoplasm
Source: RefSeq, a predicted model, not a curated record